UUUUUUUAACUUCCAAAAAGGAAAAAGAAAAGCAAAAAAAUGGCUCAUCGUAUAGCGUUUUCUGUGUGUGUCGUUUCGUAUUUUUUAUUCAUCGGUUUGAUAUCGUCGGAGGCUUUCUCGGUCGUCGGAUCAGAAGUUGAUCCGUUGAUCAGGCAAGUAACGGACGGUCAAGAUGAUGGAGUGGAGACACAGCCUUUGACCGCUGAGCAUCACUUCUCGUUGUUCAAGGCUCGGUUCAAGAAAUCGUACGGCUCGGAGGAGGAGCAUGAUUACCGGUUCAAGGUUUUCCGGGCGAACUUGAGACGAGCGGCGCGUCAUCAGAAGCUUGACCCGUCCGCGACUCACGGUGUGACUCAGUUCUCCGAUUUGACUCCCGGUGAGUUCAGGAAGAGGUUUUUGGGGUUAAGGAGGUUGAGACUGCCUAAAGAUGCGAACCAGGCACCGAUUUUGCCUACCGAUAAUUUGCCUGAGGAUUUUGAUUGGAGAGAAAAAGGAGCUGUUACGCCCGUCAAAAAUCAGGGUUCAUGUGGAUCAUGCUGGUCUUUUAGUACAACAGGAGCCUUGGAAGGUGCUAAUUUUUUGGCAACUGGAAAACUCGUGAGCCUUAGUGAGCAACAGCUCGUUGAUUGUGAUCAUGAGUGUGAUCCAGAGGAAGCAGGUUCAUGCGACUCAGGAUGCAAUGGUGGUCUCAUGAAUAGUGCUUUUGAGUAUACACUCAAAGCUGGUGGACUCAUGCGUGAGGAAGACUACCCCUACACUGGCACUGAUCGUGGGACCUGCAAAUUUGACAAGUCUAAGAUUGUUGCUAAGGUGGCCAAUUUCAGUGUUGUUUCCCUUGAUGAGGAUCAAAUUGCUGCAAAUCUUGUGAAGAAUGGUCCUCUUGCAGUUGCCAUAAAUGCAGUGUUCAUGCAAACAUACAUUGGGGGAGUUUCUUGCCCGUACAUUUGCUCUAAACGCCUCGACCACGGAGUAUUGUUGGUGGGGUAUGGUUCAGCAGGCUAUGCCCCCAUCAGGUUGAAGGAUAAACCAUAUUGGAUCAUUAAGAACUCAUGGGGAGAAACCUGGGGUGAAAAUGGGUUCUACAAAAUUUGCAGGGGUCGCAAUGUUUGUGGUGUAGAUUCCUUGGUCUCUACUGUUGCUGCUGUUAAUACCAACUCUGAGUAAUGUACUAAUGUGUGUGUAUGCCCCAAUUGGUUUGCAUAUAUAUAAUGUUUUACGCAGGUAUUUGGGAAAAAACUUGAUGUUUUUACGUAAACCUUUUAAAUUCCUCAUGUUUCUGUAUUUGUGUAAAAACAACCGAAAUGUUUGUUAGUGCAAAAAAGUACCAAUUAACCUUU
This is a messenger RNA of Gossypium raimondii (Peruvian cotton), 1337 nucleotides long. Its product is annotated as cysteine protease RD19A. Lineage: Eukaryota; Viridiplantae; Streptophyta; Magnoliopsida; Malvales; Malvaceae. Gene Ontology annotation, molecular function: cysteine-type endopeptidase activity. The transcript is spliced from 4 exons. The coding region runs from base 40 to 1164 and encodes 374 amino acids. The record is from RefSeq and is a predicted model, not a curated record. Gene Ontology annotation, cellular component: lysosome.